Molecule: messenger RNA, 2197 nt
Organism: Culicoides brevitarsis
Lineage: Eukaryota; Metazoa; Arthropoda; Insecta; Diptera; Ceratopogonidae
Gene: Pif1
Product: ATP-dependent DNA helicase PIF1
Biological process (GO): DNA repair; telomere maintenance
Molecular function (GO): DNA helicase activity
Source: RefSeq, a predicted model, not a curated record
AAAAAGUAUUAAAAACAGCAUUUUAGUCAAUAAAUCAGGAGAAAUUAAUCAAAAAAUCUUCCAAAAUGGAUCAAAACGACGCCGUUUUAGUGUGUGCCGCAACAAUUGAAUGGCUAAAUCCACAAGCAAUCGUCAUACGGAAGGUAAACCUGAAAUUAGCUAGUCUCAGAUUGAUUCGGAACGACAUCCGACAAUUGUACAUCGAAAUAACUGCGGAUAAAACUGCUGCGAUUAAGUUAAAUUUGCGCGGAAUCAAUGUUCACAAGAAAUACAUGACGGAAGGCAAGGCAAGCAUCAAAUUUGUGCAAGAUAAUUGUACUUUGUAUCUCUCGAAUGCUCCUCCGGGAGUACUUGUGGUCUUUUUGAAGACACUUUUUAUCAAGAUGACGGCUGAUAAAGAGAAAAAUGUCACAGAAAAAGACGUUCAAAAGAAACUUCGAGCUCAUUUUCUGUCAGAAAAACCAUCCGCCUUUGAAGAUAUCAGUCCCGUAACGAGCAGCGAACUCAUGAGAGCGAAAAAACUCGCCUUAUCUCAAUCAACGUUGACAACUCCGAGUCCUCCGCAAGCGAAAAAACGUCGAAUGGGCGACAACAAAGACCUCAAAGGACCUCCGCCGAAGAAACUUUACUCGUCCGAUGCGAAAUCUUCGACUUCGUCUCCGGUUCGUGUCGUCGAAAAGCUCAGCGAAGAACAAGAAGAAGUCCUACAAGCUUGUUUACGCGGGAAAAAUGUAUUUUUCACGGGAUCCGCUGGCACGGGAAAAAGUUUCUUAUUACGAAAAAUUAUCGCAACCUUCCCUCCUGAUGGAACAAUGGCAACAGCAUCUACGGGAGUUGCUGCUUGUUUGAUCGGAGGCACCACUUUACACUCUUUCGCGGGAAUCGGAAGCGGCGAAGGCAGUUUACAGCGUUGUUAUGACUUGGCUUCGCGCGGCUCGGCAGCAACGGUUUGGCGAAAAACCAAAAGAUUGAUAAUCGACGAAAUUUCCAUGGUCGAUGGGGAGUAUUUCGAGAAAAUUGAGGCUGUGGCACGAUACAUUCGGAAAAAUGACAAACCCUUUGGCGGAAUUCAGCUUAUUUUGUGCGGAGAUUUCUUACAAUUGCCGCCAGUUGUGAAGCAAACCGCUUCGCAAGGUAGCGGCUCGAACCUGAAGCGGUUUUGUUUCCAAUCAAAAGCGUGGGAAACUUGCAUGGAUGUCAGUUUCGAGUUGAAACAAGUGCAUCGUCAAAAGGAUUCUGAAUUUGUACGGAUUUUAAAUAGCAUCCGGAUUGGUAGAGUAACUCCUGAAAUCACAAAACGGCUUAUCGAGACAGGAAGACAAAAAGUUGAAACCGAUGGGAUUUUGGCGACUCAACUUUGCUCGCAUACAAACGACGCCGACUUGAUCAAUCAAAGCAAACUGAACAAUCUUGAGGCGACUGAGAAGAUCUUCAAUGCUCAAGAUAGCGAUCAGUCUUAUACGAAACAAUUAGAUCAACAAGUCCCAGCUCCCGGCAAACUUGUGUUGAAAAUUGGAGCUCAAGUGAUGCUUUUAAAAAACAUCAAUGUCUCCGAAGGACUUGUCAAUGGAGCUCGAGGGGUAGUUGUCAAAUACACUGAUGGCCUUCCUUUGGUAAAGUUCAAGAACAACCGCGAAUAUCUCGCAAAAGCAGAAAAAUGGACAAUGAAGACAGCUUCAGGGAUGCUAAUUGCUCGGAAGCAAGUCCCAUUGAAACUGGCUUGGGCUUUUUCCAUUCACAAAUCUCAAGGCUUGACUUUAGAUUGCGUCGAAAUGUCUCUCUCGAAGGUCUUUGAAGCAGGACAAGCUUAUGUUGCCUUGUCACGAGCUCAAAGCUUAGAUUCUCUUCGAGUUCUUGACUUUGAUUCAAAACAAGUUUGGGCAAACCCCGAUGUUCUAAAGUAUUAUCAGCAAUUCCGACGACAACUUUACAACAUAACGUACAUCCCACUUGGCAAUAAGGAGAAUGCGAAAAGUAACUCUGGCAAUAAACAAGGGAUGAAACGUGCAAUGUCGGGUACGAAGCUCACGAAAAGCUUGAUGAGUAAACCGCUUGUCACUAUUUCAUAAAAUGAUGAGUCACAGACUGAAUAUUUAGUUCUAAAACUUAAAUGGAUGAUGAUUACCUCUAGAUUUAAAAUGACUUAUUUAUGGAUUUUCACAAGACUCUCAAUAAAUUUACAUUUUUUCCUCUUAAA